UUAUGUCUAAUUUGAAUUUGAUUUAGGUUUUUAGACAUCAAUUAUUAAUUGGAGCUGUUAGAAAUCGAAUUAUAGGGCUUACCGUGUUUUCAUAAGAUGCAAAUAUUCGUCAAGACUCUUACUGGCAAGACCAUCACUCUCGAAGUUGAGAGUUCAGAUACCAUAGACAAUGUUAAGGCAAAAAUUCAAGACAAGGAAGGAAUCCCACCUGACCAGCAGCGUCUGAUUUUUGCUGGCAAGCAGCUGGAGGAUGGGCGUACCCUUGCUGAUUACAACAUCCAAAAGGAGUCCACCCUCCAUUUGGUGCUCCGUCUCCGUGGUGGGAUGCAAAUCUUCGUCAAGACUCUCACUGGAAAGACAAUCACCCUUGAGGUGGAGAGCUCUGAUACUAUUGAUAAUGUCAAAGCCAAGAUUCAGGACAAGGAGGGUAUCCCCCCAGACCAGCAGAGGCUCAUUUUUGCUGGAAAGCAGCUUGAAGAUGGCAGAACUCUUGCCGAUUACAACAUCCAAAAAGAGUCAACUCUUCACCUUGUCUUGCGCCUUCGUGGUGGUAUGCAGAUUUUUGUGAAGACCCUCACCGGAAAAACAAUUACUUUGGAGGUAGAGAGCUCAGAUACUAUUGACAAUGUGAAGGCCAAGAUACAGGACAAGGAGGAUCCCCCAGACCAGCAAAGGUUGAUUUUCGCUGGAAAGCAGCUUGAAGAUGGCAGGACAUUGGCUGAUUAUAAUAUCCAGAAGGAAUCCACCCUUCAUCUUGUUCUUCGUUUGAGGGGAGGUAUGCAGAUCUUUGUGAAGACUUUGACAGGAAAGACCAUUACAUUGGAGGUGGAAAGUUCAGACACCAUUGAUAAUGUUAAGGCAAAAAUCCAGGACAAGGAAGGAAUCCCACCAGAUCAACAGAGGUUGAUCUUUGCUGGGAAGCAAUUGGAGGAUGGAAGAACCCUUGCUGACUACAACAUUCAGAAAGAGUCUACUCUUCACCUUGUUUUACGUCUUCGUGGUGGAUUCUAAGUAUGUCAGUGUUGCAAAGCUGUUUUAGGAUGUGUGGAGGCUCUACAGAUCUUUGGUUUUAUGUUUUAGAACUUGGGUCUAUGGUCUGUAACGGCCUUUGAAAAACUAUAGUUUGAUGUGGGUUUAUGUUUGUUUCUGUUGUUUUACUAAAUAAAUGUGGAUAAUUUGCUUUCA
Messenger RNA from Medicago truncatula (barrel medic), 1185 nucleotides. Its product is annotated as polyubiquitin-like. NCBI's taxonomy places the organism in Eukaryota, Viridiplantae, Streptophyta, Magnoliopsida, Fabales, Fabaceae. Gene Ontology annotation, molecular function: protein binding. The record is from RefSeq and is a predicted model, not a curated record.